GUUGAAUCAUUUAUUUUGGACCAAGAAGAUUUGGAUAACCCAGUCCUUAAAACAUCAGAGAUAUUCUUAUCAGGUCCAGCAGAAGGAGCAGACUUGCGCACAGUGGAUCCAGAGACCCAGGCGAGACUGGAAGCAUUGCUAGAAGCAGCGGGAAUUGGCAAAUUGUCAACUGCGGAUGGUAAAGCUUUUGCAGAUCCUGAAGUGCUCCGGAGACUGACAUCCUCAGUUAGCUGUGCACUGGACGAAGCUGCUGCUGCACUGACACGGAUGAGAGCAGAGAACACACACAAUACAGGACAAGUAGAUACUCGCAGUCUGGCAGAAGCUUGUUCAGAUGGAGAUGUGAAUGCUGUUCGUAAAUUGCUAGAUGAAGGCAGAAGUGUAAAUGAACAUACAGAAGAAGGAGAAAGCCUGCUGUGUUUGGCUUGCUCAGCAGGAUAUUAUGAACUAGCACAAGUACUGCUAGCUAUGCAUGCUAAUGUUGAAGAUCGAGGGAAUAAAGGAGAUAUAACUCCUCUGAUGGCAGCUUCCAGUGGAGGUUAUUUAGAUAUUGUGAAAUUAUUACUUCUUCAUGAUGCAGAUGUCAACUCCCAGUCAGCAACAGGAAACACUGCAUUAACUUAUGCUUGUGCUGGAGGAUUUAUUGACAUUGUAAAAGUACUUCUUAAUGAGGGUGCAAAUAUAGAAGACCAUAAUGAAAAUGGACAUACUCCCCUAAUGGAAGCAGCCAGUGCAGGUCAUGUGGAAGUUGCCAGAGUUCUUCUAGAACAUGGUGCAGGCAUCAACACUCAUUCUAAUGAGUUCAAAGAAAGUGCUCUGACGCUUGCCUGCUACAAAGGCCAUUUGGAUAUGGUUCGAUUUCUGCUUGAAGCUGGUGCAGAUCAAGAGCACAAAACUGAUGAGAUGCACACUGCCUUAAUGGAGGCUUGCAUGGAUGGCCAUGUAGAGGUAGCACGUUUGCUUUUGGACAGUGGUGCUCAAGUAAAUAUGCCUGCGGAUUCCUUUGAGUCUCCGUUGACUCUAGCCGCCUGUGGUGGACAUGUUGAAUUGGCAGCACUGCUUAUUGAAAGAGGAGCAAAUCUUGAAGAAGUUAAUGACGAAGGAUAUACACCCUUGAUGGAGGCUGCUCGAGAAGGGCAUGAGGAGAUGGUGGCACUGCUGUUGGCACAAGGUGCAAAUAUAAAUGCCCAGACAGAAGAAACCCAAGAGACUGCUCUUACGUUGGCUUGCUGUGGAGGCUUCUCUGAGGUUGCAGAUUUCCUGAUUAAGGCUGGGGCUGACAUAGAACUCGGCUGCUCCACACCUCUCAUGGAGGCGUCUCAGGAGGGACACCUGGAGUUGGUUAAAUAUUUGCUGGCUGCUGGUGCUAAUGUACAUGCUACCACAGCAACAGGAGACACAGCUCUAACCUAUGCUUGUGAAAAUGGACAUACAGAUGUUGCAGAUGUUUUACUUCAAGCAGGGGCCCAUUUAGAACAUGAAUCUGAAGGUGGAAGAACACCUUUGAUGAAAGCUGCAAGAGCUGGUCAUUUGUGCACUGUUCAGUUUCUUAUUAGCAAAGGUGCCAGUGUGAAUAGGGCCACAGCCAAUAAUGAUCACACGGCAGUGUCACUAGCCUGUGCAGGAGGCCACUUGGCAGUGGUUGAACUACUGCUGGCUCAUGGAGCUGACCCUACUCAUCGACUCAAGGAUGGAUCAACAAUGCUUAUUGAAGCUGCAAAAGGUGGCCAUACUAAUGUUGUUUCUUAUCUGUUGGAUUACCCAAAUAAUGUUCUAUCGGUUCCCACCACAGAUGUGUCUCAGCUUACCUCUCCUUCACAAGAUGAAUCUCAGGUUCCACGUGUACCCGUACACACACUUGCCAUGGUUGUGCCUCCCCAGGAACCCGACAGAACCUCCCAGGAAACAUCUCCUGCCCUUUUAGGAGUGCAGAAAG
This is a messenger RNA of Psammomys obesus (fat sand rat), 1936 nucleotides long. Its product is annotated as ankyrin repeat and KH domain-containing protein 1. Gene Ontology annotation, cellular component: cytoplasm. Lineage: Eukaryota; Metazoa; Chordata; Mammalia; Rodentia; Muridae. Gene Ontology annotation, biological process: innate immune response. Gene Ontology annotation, molecular function: protein binding. The record is from RefSeq and is a predicted model, not a curated record.